Messenger RNA from Capsicum annuum, 1093 nucleotides. RefSeq names its product proline-rich extensin-like protein EPR1. Lineage: Eukaryota; Viridiplantae; Streptophyta; Magnoliopsida; Solanales; Solanaceae. The record is from RefSeq and is a predicted model, not a curated record.
AUGAAAAACUCAUUAACUCCAUUUAACAAGCCAUUUUGUGUUUCUCUACUUUCUCUUGUGUUCUUUUUCUCAGUUGUUACAGCACAAGAGCUUGUUUCUAAUGGAGAUGUUUCCAAGAAAUGUAAGGAGGGAACAAGAUCCGGUUACCUUUGUUCUCGUGUUAGCGAUAAAGGUUUUGCGGGGAACAGUUUUGCUACAUCACUUCUGCGGCAAUCAGCCUCGAGUUCGCGACUAUACAGCGCAUCUGUUCCGGUAUAUACUAAGCCUGCAUAUGUAUAUACACCUUCACAACCUUCAUCGUCCAUCGAUGGAACUCCCUCAAGUCCACCGAGAAAACCUCCUAAGGUACGUAAGCAUCCUUAUCCAGCAUCUAGGCCCUCUCAGAAGGUGCCUUAUGCAAAUUAUCCUCAACCAAAGGUUUAUAGGAGAUCAUUAUUGAAAUUGCUACCAAGUUCAGCUUACGAAUUACCUCCCCCUGUAUCUCCACCACCAGUUCAAACACCUCCUACUUAUCAGCCACCACCACAUGUUGAACCCCCGCCGCCACCACCAUCUCCACCACCUGUUUACAAGCCUCCACCAGUAGAAAAACCACCUCCACCAGUAUCUCCUCCACUACCAGCCACCCCCGGUUCAAUCCCCACCUCCUGCUUACCAACCACCACCUAUUCAAUCGCCACCUCCUGCUUACCCGCCACCACCUGUUCAAUCCCCACCUCCCGUCCACAAACCUCCUACUUACCAGCCACCCCCUGUUCAAUCCCCACCUCCUGUCCAUAGCCCUCCUGCUUACCAUCCACCGCCUGUUGAAACCCCACCAUCACCACCCGUUAAGGAGCCUCCCCCAAGCCUACCACCAGCUCCUAUCUACAAACCCCCACCAAGUCCACUUCCACCUCCACCAAGCCCACCACCAAGCUCACCAGGGUAUGGAAGUCCUCCACCUUCUGGUUAUCGUUAAAUGAAUAAUAAUGCCACUCAUAACAGAUGGAGUUGUAUCCACUGCAUUAUGUAUGUUCCCAAAAAAAAAAUUGUGAUAGAAAGUGAAUAAUCCAGCAAUAAUAUGCUUUUAUGCCUUUGUUUCUCCUAUUAA